Pungitius pungitius (ninespine stickleback) is the source of this 2478-nucleotide messenger RNA. RefSeq names its product solute carrier family 15 member 1b (gene slc15a1b). The transcript has 23 exons. Lineage: Eukaryota; Metazoa; Chordata; Actinopteri; Perciformes; Gasterosteidae. Gene Ontology annotation, cellular component: plasma membrane. Gene Ontology annotation, molecular function: dipeptide transmembrane transporter activity. The record is from RefSeq and is a predicted model, not a curated record. Bases 123 to 2300 code for a protein of 725 amino acids. Gene Ontology annotation, biological process: dipeptide import across plasma membrane.
GCUGACCAGGUCUGGCCUUGGCGUCGUGGAUCUGGAUAGGGGUCACAGGUGUCUCUUUUGCUGGAUUCAGUCAGAGAAGGAACCCGAAGUUGACACACACAAGAGCCCCAGCAGCCAAAGACAUGGGGAAGGAUCCCAAGAAAAAGAGUGCUACUGUCUGUGGCUUCCCAAUAAGUAUCUUUUUCAUUGUGGUCAAUGAGUUCUGCGAGCGUUUCUCCUACUAUGGCAUGCGAGCCGUGCUGGUGUUGUACUUCAAGUACUUUCUGCGCUGGGACGAUGACUUGUCCACCACUGUCUACCACACCUUUGUGGCUCUCUGCUACCUGACGCCCAUCAUGGGAGCCAUCGUGGCGGACUCGUGGCUCGGAAAGUUCAAGACUAUUGUUUACCUGUCCAUCGUCUACACGUUGGGACAGGUUGUCUUGGCAGUGAGUGCUAUCCAUGACAUCACAGAUGGAGACAGGGACGGCACCCCUGACAACUUGACCCUGCACAUAGUUCUGUCCAUGUUGGGCUUGGGCCUCAUCGCCCUGGGAACGGGGGGCAUCAAGCCCUGCGUGUCGGCCUUCGGCGGGGACCAAUUUCAAGACCAUCAGGAAAAGCAGAGAGGGACCUUCUUCUCCAUCUUCUACCUGUCCAUCAACGCUGGCAGCCUGCUGUCCACCGUCAUCACCCCCAUCCUCCGAGCUCAGGAGUGCGGCAUAUACACCAAGCAGAAGUGCUAUUCGCUGGCCUUCGGCGUCCCCGCUGGUCUCAUGGUGGUGUCUCUGAUUGUGUUCAUUAUUGGAAGCAACAUGUACGUUAAGACCCCCCCUCAAGGCAACAUCAUGGUGAAAGUCUUCAGCUGCAUUGGGUUUGCCAUCAAGAACCGUUUCAGGCACCGCAGCAAGGAAAUCCCCAAAAGAACCCACUGGAUGGACUGGGCCGAGGAGAAGUACGACAAACUCCUGAUAGCCCAGGUGAAGAUGGUGCUGAAGGUGCUGUUCCUCUACAUCCCCCUGCCCAUGUUCUGGGCUCUCUUUGACCAGCAGGGCUCCAGGUGGACCCUCCAGGCGACCAACAUGGACGGAAACUUUGGAAUUCUCACAAUCCAGCCCGAUCAGAUGCAGACCGUCAACCCCAUCUUGAUCCUGCUUCUGGUGCCGAUCGUGGAGAGUGCGAUCUACCCGCUGAUUGCCAAGUGCAAAAUAAACUUUACCCCGUUGAGGAGGAUGACUGUGGGGAUGUUCUUUGCUGCCCUCGCAUUCAUUGCUGCUGCUCUGGUCCAGAUACAGAUUGACCGAACGCUGCCCAAGUUCCCGUCGAGCAUGGAAGGCCAAGUAAAGUUCAUCAACAUGGACAACAAAACGCUGAGCCUCAAAGCCGGGACCCACGAGUUCGCCUUGGACGCUUUCACGGCCAAUCCGGAUUACCUGACCUUUGACCAACCCUUUGAUUUAAAUGUGAAGCCCGAUUUCAAUUACUCAGUCCCUUUAACGCCCGGGAGCCGGAAAACCAUGGUCAUCGUUCCGGACACGCCCAGUCCCGAGCUGAUCCCGUUCACGGACAUAAACGCAAAACCGGAACAGGGCGCUAAUGCUAUCAGAUUUUUCAACGGCUGGAGCUCACUUCUGAACGUGACGGUUGGUAACUUGGACUUUGGGGACAUCAGCGCAAACAACAUGUCGGUCUACGUCGCCGUACCAAAGGGAUCAGCUCAGUUCAUGAUCCAGAGUCCUGGUCAAGAGUGUGUCUACAUUCAGGAACUGGGCUUCGGCAGCUCUUUCACCCUGAUCAUACCUCCGACUUUUGCAUUUGGAUCUAAUUGCGAGAGCAUCCGAUCCGUGGUGGACAUCGAGCAGAACAGCUUUCACAUGGCCUGGCAGAUUCCACAGUACUUCCUCAUCACCAUAGGGGAGGUGGUGUUCUCCGUCACUGGCCUGGAGUUCUCCUACUCACAGGCGCCAAGCAAUAUGAAGUCCGUGCUGCAGGCUGGUUGGCUCUUUACCGUUGCUGUUGGCAACAUUAUUGUCCUCAUAGUUGCUGAGGCUGCGACACUGCAAGACCAGUGGGCCGAGUACAUCCUCUUCGCCUCUCUGCUCCUGUUGGUGUGCGUUAUCUUUGCCAUCAUGGCCUACUUCUACACGUACAUUGACCCGGCAAAGAUAGAGGCCGAGUUUGCCCAGAUGGACCCCGAACAGAAAGAGAAGAGGAGGAACAUGGAGAUGACCAGGAAGAACUCAGUGGAGCAACGCAAAGAGGGGAGGAGGGGUUCCGACUCCAGCAACGACGACGAGGAAAAGAAACAGACGAGAAUCUGAGGCGACCCCUUCUUGGAGGACCUACCUCUCGUCAGAAGAUAGUAGAAGACAAACCUAACGUUAAGCUCUGGUUGGACAGUGUUAGUGAAAGAAAAUGUAGACUAUUUUGGGCUUAAAUUCUCUAAAGUCUCUUCUAAGAUGACUCGUAUUAUUAAAAACUUAGAUUUUGUCUCAUUCA